Molecule: messenger RNA, 3315 nt
Organism: Physcomitrium patens
Lineage: Eukaryota; Viridiplantae; Streptophyta; Bryopsida; Funariales; Funariaceae
Source: RefSeq, a predicted model, not a curated record
AGCCAUCUGGUGAAUCUUCUUCCCACCCACCCCAGCCAGCAAUCUCACACGACAACAUCUGCGUCACCGACGGAUCCUGACAUCAGCCACAACCCGGCAGAAAGCGUCGAGGAACAGCAUCUUCGUAUGAAAGCUGCUCACAGCUUGCAUCGUGCGUGUUGCGUUCCAGUCUGUUCCCAGUAUCGUCUCUUUUCACGCUGACUCGUUUCAGGGCCUCGUGAAUUGACGCGCAGUGCUACGACCGCGCCCACUUUUGGAUUGAAGCUUUCCAUGGUUGUUUAUUUUUCUUUCGGUCAGCGGAGGUACAUUGCUACCGUGGCAGGCAUUGAGCUGGCUGCUGGUAUAUCCGCAACUGUUGUUUUGGAUGGUCGGUGUUGCUUACAAGGCUCUGGUCUGGCUUUUCGAGCCAAAGUCACUGACUUCAAGGAUGUGCAUUUAAUUUUUCUGUAUGUUAUUGGGGAGCUAGAAAGCAGUGGAAGCAGAGUGCGGUUCGGUUACAGCCGCCUUUGCUUUUUGUCAUACUGUUUGCGUGAGGGAUUUUGAGAGAGAGAGAGCUGAAUUGUGAUCGAGGGUCGCGCGCAGGUUAUGUAGGAUACUCUUUCUCCAAUCGAGUAUUCGUUUUUUACUUGUCAUUCUUCAACAAGUUGUUUUGGUACUUGGACACGAUUUGUCGCAGAGAAAUAUGAUUCACAGAUGCGGCAGUCUAUCUACGCAUCAAUUUCAACAGUUGCAGUUGAUCGCGUCGGUGACAAUCUGAGGAGGACAUAAGCUCAGAGCUUGAGCACUAAUCUGGUAGCUUUUGUCUAAUUUUUACGACAUCUACGAUUUGAGCAAUAACGCAGAGGAACUCUCGCCUAGUUGAAAGUUUUUAGCACCAUGGACGGGGACACCAGGACGAAUUCUACGCUGACGCCAUUGCUCAAUUGCCUUCCUGACGUCGGAAGAGGAGAAUACGAUGAAUUGAAGAAGCAGCCAUCGGAAGAAACUCAUUCCCACACUGUUACGUUUCCGGACGAGGUGGUGGCACAGACACCCAUGACACCCAGCAAUCAAGAACAUUGCGUUGGAAUCGAUGACCCGAAUCGCAAGUCGAUGUACAAGCGGAUGCUGUCCCAUCCGUGUGAUGAAUUGCGGUACUUUCGGAACGGGCUGCGAUGGUUGGGUCUCGACCAAUCGACGAAACCCAAGAUGCUCUUCUCUUGGAUUGUGUUUCUUUUGUUCACGUUUGUUGUGCCUUUUGUGAACCUCACUUCCAUAUCAUGCCCGGAUUGCGAUUCACAACACCGACACCCGUUUGAGGAGCUCGUGCAAAUUGCUGAAACUGCCAUGGCGGCAGUCUCGUUCUUGUGCUUGUCACAUAUUGUACGCAGAUAUGGGUUGCGUCGCACCCUACUGCUUGACAGGAUCGCCCGCGAGUCCGAGGAGGUCCGCAAAGGAUACGAAUCGGAGCUGCAUAGCUCAUUUUCUUCACUUGGUCGAAUCCUGUUGCCAGCUGCGGUCAUUGAAAUCGCCUUCCGGUUGUGGUGGUAUGUUUACGUGUCUGUCUCAAUACCGUUCAUCCAGAACAAUCAGAGGCUCAACAUCAUCUUCAACGUUCUCUUGUGUACCUCCGGCCUCUUGUCGUGGCUGUAUCGAACCUCCGUGUUCCUCUUCACAUGCAUCUUAUUCCGCCUUCUGUGCUCGCUUCAAAUCCUUCGCUUCAAAGGCUAUACCAGCCUCCUCGAAGUGACGUCCAAUGUCUCCGUAAUCAUGUCUGAGCACUUGCGUCUCCGGAGCCAAUUGACCAUCAUAAGCCACAGGUUCCGCUCAUUCCUGCUCGCGGCACUCUUCAUCAUCAGCUUCACACAAUUUUGCUCUGUGUUCGUGCUUCUCCGCACGUAUGAAAAAUUCAAUUUCUUCCGCUGCGGAGAUCUUGUUGUAUGCUCUGUGGUGCAGCUGACUGGCCUAAUGCUUUGCCUCGGCGGAGCAGCAAAGAUCACUCACAGAGCACAACGAAUUGUUGGCAUAGUGAGCCAAUGGCAUGCUCUGGCCACUUGUAAUCCUCAUGCUGUGACGGAGUCGCUGAAAACUGAUGGUUGUGACAGCAACGACCCUCCUCAGUAUUCUUCCGCCAUGCGUGGACCUGCCCACCCACGCCUGUACAACGACUCCUCCGACGAAGUCGACAGCAGCGACGAGGAAUCACCUCGCUACUCAAGCGAUGUCGAUCAAACCAUUCACGACAUGGAGAGCUACCAAAAGCGACAGGCAUUGGUGUGCUACUUACAGCAGGCGAAGGCUGGAAUCUCCUUGUUCGGUGUGGUUCUAGAUCGUGGCUUCCUGUAUGGAAUAUUUGGAUGCACAUUCUCGCUCACCCUCUUCGUCCUCGGCAAAACCAUCAUCACUUGAGCUUGAGUAUCGAACCUACAUUGUAACCCAACUAGCUGUAGUCUAAUCGGAAGUAGAAGGUUAUGAAGUACAGAACAUGUAGUCGGGCUUGGAACCGCCAACCCUAAUCGGAGUACAAGACACCUCCAAAUGAUGGCAUGUACAGUUGCCUAAUUGCCACCGUGACUAUAAGAGCACAAUAGUGAUCGAUCUCUCAAGGGAUCAUGUUCAUCUCUUUCGCCGUUUGGCACCGGCACCUCCUAUAGGUGAAGAUCCAAGUCAGAAACCAUCUCAUGAUAAUGGUUGCAGACCCACGAGCUUAAGGAUCACAACACAUAUCUCACUUAGUCCCAGCCAAUCACUGUGAAUCUAAAAUAGCACAAUGGUCGAAUUUCUCACAACAGGAUCGAGGACGCGGCACCGCUUCCGGAAUGUUGGUGGCAUGCUUCAUCGGAGGUCUACCGACAUGCGCAUUAUGUGUUGUAUCCACCGUUACGGUGUGAUUCUGUGCCUCUGUAGUUCUGCUUCUACUGCAUAGCCGGUACAUGAAGCAUGCUCUAGAUCGUAAGGAAGGAAGCCUUUUCCAUGUGGGUCUGCUCAAUGUCGACAAGUUUGUGCAGUUUUCAGUGUCUAGACACUGUCUUUUUCGAUGGCAGAUAAGUAGGAAUCGGCGUAUUGGGGUUUUUUAUAAACAUAUGAAGAUGAGAGAUUUUCAAUGGCAGUUCAUGCUACUUCUUCUUAAGCAUGCACUUACGGGGCUUCUGUAGAGUGGUGUGAGUAGAACAUAGAUGUGAUUUUACAAGAAUUGUUUGUAUACAAAUUUUAUAUUAGUCAUUAGGUUUUUGUUAGAUAGGAUGUUGUGUCAAAAAUAUUCUACAAGUCUGUCUGGAUGUACUCAAAAAGUAUCAAAAGACUGCUUCAAUAAGAAACUUGACAAAUUUUGGUUAA